AUGGCUGAUUUGCGCGGCACUAAAGCUAUGUGCCAAGAAGGAGGUUGCGGGGCGUGCGUGGUCUCUGUUAAAGCGCCGUCACAACCUUCGAAUGAAUUAAAAACAUUUUCCUUAAAUUCGGUCGAUGAAGUAUAUGCGUCAUUCGUUACAGCUGAUGUUAAUCCCGGCAGUGUUAUAAAAGAGUUCGAAGCAAGUGAAGCCUUUAUUGAAGGAGCUUUUAUAAUGGGCUUGGGCUAUUGGACGUCAGAGAAGAUCAUCUACGAUCCAAAGGAUGGCAAAAUAUUGACAGAUCGUACUUGGAAUUACAAACCGCCGGGCCUAAAAGAUAUACCAGCAGAUUUUAGAAUAUAUUUCAGAAGAAAUUCAAAGAAUGAUGUUGGGGUACUACAGUCGAAAGCUACCGGUGAACCCGCGCUUUGUUUGGCAUCUGUAGUAACUCACGCCUUAAGAGAAGCUAUACGCGCUGCGCGAUUGGACGCCGGAUACGACGAUCAAUGGAUUGAAUUGGUGUACGGUUUCCCACGCCUACGGAAAGUAUUGCAAUCGGGGCCAAGUAAUCUAGCAGCUGUCUCCAUAUACGGACACGUGUCCCCAUAUACGUACAGUGUAAGCAGACUCAAUAUGCAGCUACCGAAACACAUGAAGAUAGCGGCGGGGUCGGCCGGUGCUGCCAUAUUUGGCCUACUUUUUGGUUGGGUUAUAUUUCCCGCUAUUCUAAAGAGGCAGUUGAGGAAGGAAAUGGCACUAUCGCCGAAGACGGAUGUGCGAAAGAUGUGGCAGAAAAUCCCGUUUCCGUUGGACUUCAAGAUAUACCUGUUCAACUAUACUAACGCCGAGGAAGUACAGAAGGGUGGAAUACCAAUUGUCAAGGAAGUCGGACCUUAUUACUUCGAAGAAUGGAAAGAGAAAGUGGAAAUGGAAGAUCACGAUGACACUGACACCAUAACCUAUAAGAGAAUGGAUAAAUUUUACUUCAAGAAAGAACUUUCUGGAUCCGGACUUACUGGUGAAGAAACUAUCGUGAUGCCUGACCCUUUUAUAAUGAGCAUGAUAAAUGUAGUCUAUCGAGAUAAGCCGGCAAUGCUAAAUAUGAUGGGGAAAGCUUUCAACGGUAUAUUUGAUAAUCCGAAAGACAUUUUCAUACGUACGAAGGCAAUGGAUCUGAUGUUCAGAGGCGUCGUUAUAAACUGUGCAAGAACUGAAUUCGCCCCAAAGGCUGUUUGCACGGCGUUAAAGAAAGAAGCAGCGAACUCCCUCAUAUUCCUACCAAACAAUCAAUAUUUGUUUUCUUUAUUUGCUCUGCGUAAUGGUACAGUCGACAGGCACACUGUAACCGUCAUGAGAGGUAUGACGAAUGUCAUGGACGUUGGCAGAGUGAUCGAAGUAGACGGCCUGCCAAAAAUGGACAAAUUCAGAGAUACUUGCAACGAAUACGAAGGCACUGACGGCACAGUUUUCCCGCCGUUUCUGACAAAGAACGAUCGCCUGAUGUCGUAUUCUAUAGAUCUAUGCAGAUCUUUCAAGCCCCGGUAUCAGAAACCUACUUCUUACAGUGGGAUCAAGACAAAUCGGUACGUCGCGAAUAUUGGAGACUAUGCCAAUGACCCGGAACUGCAAUGCUUCUGUGACACGCCGGACACGUGCCCGCCACGAGGUCUGAUGGACCUCAUGAAGUGCGUAGGCGCCCCGAUGUACGUUUCGUUGCCACAUUUCCUGGACUGUGACCCUAAAUUACUGGAUGGUGUGAGGGGUCUGAACCCGGACGUCAACGAACACGAGAUUCAGAUAGAUUUCGAACCGAUAACAGGUACACCCUUAGUCGCACGGCAAAGGGUCCAAUUCAACAUUAAACUGAUCAAAACUGAGAAGCUGGAACUUUGCAAAGAUUUGCCAGAUACCAUUGCGCCACUGUUCUGGCUGGAGGAGGGCCUGGCGCUAAACAAGACAUUCGUCAACAUGCUAAAACACCAAUUGUUUAUCCCAAAACGUGUAGUAUCCGUUCUACGAUGGCUAUUGCUGUCAUUCGGAUCCCUCAGCGCCAUGUGCUGUGUUAUCUUCCAUUUCAAAGAGAAAAUCAUGCGUUUCGCUGUCUCAUCUGACACGCCGUCAGCCAAGGUCAAGCCAGUGGAAAUCGAGCAGAAGGAUGUCAGCGUGAUCGGGCAGGCCCAGGAGCCCGCCAAAGUCGAAAUG
Molecule: messenger RNA, 2190 nt
Organism: Iphiclides podalirius (scarce swallowtail)
Lineage: Eukaryota; Metazoa; Arthropoda; Insecta; Lepidoptera; Papilionidae
Source: the annotation of a GenBank genome assembly